This is a messenger RNA of Striga hermonthica, 2394 nucleotides long. Lineage: Eukaryota; Viridiplantae; Streptophyta; Magnoliopsida; Lamiales; Orobanchaceae. The record is from the annotation of a GenBank genome assembly.
AUGUCAACGGUUUCAAUAAAUGCUGCAAAGACUGAACCAGGGUCGUGCUCAAGAGUCCCUCGUCGCUGCUUUGGAGAUCUUAGAGGGGUACAAUGGCGCAUAGAUUUGGGGAUUUUACCAUCUUGUCCAUUGGCUUCCAUCGAUGAUCUUCGUCGGGUUACGGCCGAUUCGAGGAGGAGGUAUGCUGCUUUGAGGAGACAGCUUCUGGUUGAUACACAUGUGCCAAAAGAUGGAAGUACUUCUCCUGAUUUUGUGAUCGACAAUCCAUUGUCUCAAAACCCAGACAGCAUGUGGGGUCGAUUCUUCAGAAAUGCUGAACUGGAGAGAAUGGUUGAUCAAGAUUUAACACGUUUGUAUCCCGAAAGAAUUGGCUAUUUCCAGGAAAGCAGUUGCCAAGCCAUAUUAAGACGAAUCUUACUGCUUUGGUGCCUUCGACAUCCAGAGUAUGGCUACAGACAAGGAAUGCAUGAGCUCCUAGCUCCCUUACUGUACGUCCUCCACGUGGACGCCCAGCGCCUCUCGGAAAUCUGCAAAAUCCACGACGACCACUUUCCCGACAAGUUCGACACGUUCUCCUUCCACGAGAAUGACCUCUCCUACAAAUUCGACUUCAAGAAAUUCUCCGACCCCACUGAUGACGACCCCACCGACGCUACCGGCUCCCCAAACGUAAGCCCAGCCCGGGCCCGGACCCCCGACGAGCUCGACCCUAAGACCCGGACCCUCGUUUUGCUGAGCGACUCGUACGGUGCUGAGGGCGAACUCGGCAUUGUCGCGUCAGAAAAGUUCCUCGAGCACGACGCCUAUGCAAUGUUCGACUCCCUCCUCGGCGGCGGUGGUGGGGCCCUUGCCAUGUCCGACUUCUUCAUCCACUCACCCUCAGGUGGGUCCCACUCCCCGGUGAUUGAGGCCUCUGUUGCCCUUUACCACCUGCUCUCGAUCUCCGACCCAUCCCUCCACGCCCACCUCGUCGAGCUCGGGGUAGAGCCGCAGUACUUUGCCCUCCGCUGGCUGCGCGUGCUCUUUGGCCGCGAGUUCUCACUCGAGGACCUUUUAUCUGUAUGGGACGAGAUUUUCGCAAGGAAGAACACGAAGACGGGUAGUGGGCCUGCGAACUUUGGGAUUCUCGAGUCGCACAGGGGAGCCUUCGUGUGUGCGUUUGGGAUCUCGAUGAUACUCCACUUGAGGUCCUCCCUGCUGGCAACCGAGAAUGCUACCGUCUGCCUUCAGAGGCUGCUCAACUUCCCGGACGAUGUUGGGAUUGAGAAGCUUCUGGACAAGGCGGAGCAGUUGCAUGAGCUGGCACUGAGGUCGAACGAUUCCGCCUCGGUGCCAGUUAGGUCUGUGCUCGCAAACAGGGGCCAUAGCCUAUCCCUGGACUCAGCCUCCACAGGGACAAUACCUCUGAGCAUGGUGGCUGACAGCUACUGGGAAGAGAAGUGGAGGGUUUUGCACAAGGAUAAAAAGGAAGAACAGCACAAGAAAGUGGAAGAAGUUCCUUACCGUAAGAAAGGUUGGUCUGAAAAGGUGGGGUUCCGCCUCUCGAGAACUGAGUCCGACCCUAUCCCGUCGAAGAAGAAGGAAAGGAACAGAAUCCCGAGGCCGUCCGUCAGAAGAAAUUUGCUUGAGGAUCUUGCACGGCAGCUCGGUUCAGAUGAGGGCCAAGACGUGGUUAUAGAGUGUAAUCAGGAUAAUAGCGAACAUCUUCAAGAGUCGAUUGAGGUUAGCGCUGUUGUUGAAGAUGUUGUUACGGCGGACAAGAAUAAUUACGAAAUUGCAUCAAGCGAAGAGAGUUCUUCCAGUUUCUCAGAUGAGAGCGAGAUCAGUGUUAGGUCGAACUCGUUAGUGGAUGACAACGAUUCUGUGUCGUGUGUGACCAAUCUGGAAUGUUCUCCACUUCCUCUCUCGGACCCGCCUGAAGGAUUGUCUUCUCAAAUUAUGGAAAAUGGCGAGUCUUUGGAGAAACUGGCAAUUGGGGCUCCCCCCAAGGAGAGAAAGGUGCUGUCGAGUAAGUUUCAGUGGCUGUGGAAGUUCGGUAGGAAUGGUGGAGAGGGGACAUCUGAGAGAACAAGUGGUUCUAUGGAUGGGAAGGGUUUAAAUGGUGAUGGUCAUGAAGCUGUGGGGGUGUCGAGUGGCGCUGGGUGUGAACAUUCUUGUGGGACGAGCAAGGGUGAGACAGUCGAUCAGAACUUGAUGGUUAGCUUGAAAAAUCUUGGCCAAUCCAUGCUUGAGAACAUUCAGGUGAUAGAGUCUGUGUUCCAGCAGGAUAAUCGGAAUCAAACGGUAUCCUUGGAGAAUUUGUCAAAGAAUGGUCUCGUGGGGAAAGGACAAGUCACGGCAAUGGCCGCACUGAAGGAGCUCCGAAAGAUCAGCAAUCUUCUAUCCGAGAUGUGA